Molecule: messenger RNA, 1750 nt
Organism: Hippopotamus amphibius kiboko
Lineage: Eukaryota; Metazoa; Chordata; Mammalia; Artiodactyla; Hippopotamidae
Gene: HNRNPAB
Product: heterogeneous nuclear ribonucleoprotein A/B
Exons: 8
Coding region: 202-1209 (335 amino acids)
Biological process (GO): regulation of gene expression
Cellular component (GO): nucleoplasm
Molecular function (GO): RNA binding
Source: RefSeq, a predicted model, not a curated record
GGCACCGCGCGGGCCAGGUGGUGGUUUUGGGUCGGUGGGUUGCCGUGCGGCGGCGGCGGUGGCAGCGGCGGCUCCGUCGGGAGACGGGGGAGAGGCCCGGUAGCGUGAGCGCGGCCAAGCGCGCGGCGCCUUCCCGGCGGGUGGGCAGGAGCGGGCCCCGCGGCGUCAUCGGCGGCGAGGAGCCGCGCGCCUCGGCCUAGCAUGUCGGAAGCGGGUGAGGAGCAGCCCAUGGAGACGACGGGCGCCACCGAGAACGGACACGAGGCCGCCCCCGAAGGCGAGCCGCCGGCCGGGACGGGGGCCGGCACCGGGGUCGCGGCGGGCGCCGGAGGCGGGAGCGCGGCGCCCCAGACCGGCAGCCAGAACGGCGCCGAGGGCGACCAGAUUAACGCCAGCAAGAACGAGGAGGACGCGGGAAAAAUGUUCGUUGGUGGCCUGAGCUGGGAUACCAGCAAAAAGGACCUAAAGGAUUAUUUUACCAAAUUUGGAGAGGUCGUUGACUGUACAAUAAAAAUGGAUCCCAAUACUGGCCGGUCAAGAGGGUUUGGGUUUAUCCUCUUCAAAGAUGCAGCCAGUGUGGAGAAGGUUCUAGACCAGAAGGAGCACAGACUGGAUGGCCGUGUCAUUGACCCCAAAAAAGCCAUGGCCAUGAAGAAAGACCCAGUAAAGAAAAUUUUUGUCGGGGGUCUGAAUCCUGAAGCCACUGAGGAGAAGAUCAGGGAGUACUUCGGCGACUUUGGGGAGAUUGAAGCCAUUGAGCUGCCAAUGGAUCCAAAGUCAAACAAAAGACGCGGCUUUGUUUUCAUCACCUUUAAAGAAGAAGAACCUGUGAAGAAAGUUCUGGAGAAAAAGUUCCACACCAUCAGUGGAAGUAAGUGUGAAAUCAAGGUGGCUCAGCCCAAAGAGGUUUAUCAACAGCAGCAGUAUGGCUCUGGGGGCCGUGGGAAUCGCAACCGAGGGAACCGAGGCAGCGGUGGUGGUGGCGGAAGUGGAGGAGGUCAGAGUCAGAGUUGGAAUCAGGGCUACGGCAGCUACUGGAACCAGGGCUACGGCUACCAGCAGGGCUACGGGCCCGGCUAUGGCGGCUACGACUACUCGCCUUAUGGCUAUUACGGCUACGGCCCCGGCUACGACUACAGUCAGGGUAGUACAAAUUACGGGAAGAGCCAGCGACGUGGUGGCCAUCAGAAUAACUACAAGCCAUACUGAGGCUUCGGCAGGAGUGCCCGACUGACCGCACACGCUUUGUUUGGAUACUGAGUGAACACAAUUAUGUACCAAAUUUAACUUGGCAAACUUUCUAUGGCCUGUCCCAUGUGCAUCUUAUUUAAAAAUUUCCCCCUGGAAAUCACUCUCCUGUUUAAUAUUUCCAGAGCUCUAGUUGUUUUAGGCAGCGUGUGGUGUCUCAAGAGGCCAGAGCGGCAUUAUGGGCUCAUUUUUAUUACCGGGUUACCCAGAACCAGAUUGGAGGGUCUGCUUCCUGCUGCCACUCUGCAGCCUGGACCUGUGGACCCUGGUUGUAAAGAGUAAAUUGUAUCUUAGGAAACCAGUGUCACCUUUUUUUCACCUUUUAAUUUUAUAUUAUUUGUGUCAUACAUUUCCUAUAAUGGAAGUGUUAAUUUUACUGUACUUUUUGGUACCUUUCGGGAAUCUAAUGUAUUGUAAGGUAUUUUACACGUGUCCUGAUUUUGCCACGACCUGGAUAUUGAAGCUAUCCAAGCUUUUGAAAUAAAAAUUUAAAAACCCCCAA